This is a messenger RNA of Scutellospora calospora, 477 nucleotides long. Lineage: Eukaryota; Fungi; Glomeromycota; Glomeromycetes; Diversisporales; Gigasporaceae. The record is from the annotation of a GenBank genome assembly.
UUAUGAACCAACUCAAGCUGACGUAUCUGUAUUCUGUGGACUUAACCAUAAGGUCCCUGACCACGUAAAGUUCCCACAUGCCGCGCGAUGGUACAAUCAUAUUGCCUCCUACUCUGAUGAAUUCACCUCAUUACCUGAUGAGGAAGAGGAACGACGAAAAGCUGAACUCCUAGAAGCGUAUCACAAAAAAAAGGCAGCUAAACCAAAGGUUAUCGCUAAAAGUAUGGUUUGUUUAGAUGUCAAACCUUGGGAGGAUACUACUGAUUUGGUUGAAAUGGAAAAGCUUGUGAGAGAAAUUUGUUUGGAUGGACUCAAGUGGGGUGCCUCCAAAUUGAUCCCCAUUGGCUAUGGUAUCAAAAAAUUACAAAUUUCAUGUGUAGUUGAAGAUGAUAAAAUUGGAAUUGAUGAUUUAGAAGAAAAAAUUACUUCAUUUGAAGAUCAUGUUCAAAGUGUUGAUGUUGUUUCUUUCAACAAGUU